Saimiri boliviensis boliviensis (Bolivian squirrel monkey) is the source of this 1551-nucleotide messenger RNA. RefSeq names its product mesoderm posterior bHLH transcription factor 2 (gene MESP2). The record is from RefSeq and is a predicted model, not a curated record. Gene Ontology annotation, biological process: regulation of transcription by RNA polymerase II; mesoderm formation; heart morphogenesis. Gene Ontology annotation, cellular component: nucleus. Gene Ontology annotation, molecular function: RNA polymerase II cis-regulatory region sequence-specific DNA binding; protein dimerization activity; DNA-binding transcription factor activity, RNA polymerase II-specific. Lineage: Eukaryota; Metazoa; Chordata; Mammalia; Primates; Cebidae.
AUGGCCCAGACGCCUCCUCCGCAGAGCCUCCUCAGCCGCGACCACUGGAUCUUCGCCCAGGGCUGGGGCUGGGCCGGCCACUCGGACUCCACGUCUCCAGCCUCCUCCUCGGAUUCUUCGGGUUCGUGCUCCUACGACGGCGCCCGUGGCCUCCCGCAGCCCGCGGGCCUGGACCGCGGCUCCCGAGCCGCAGAGGCAGCCCGGACGACGCCCCGACGAGCACGCUCUGGGUCGGCGAGCGGACAGCGGCAGAGCGCCAGCGAGCGGGAGAAACUGCGCAUGCGCACGCUGGCCCGCGCCCUGCACGAGCUGCGCCGCUUCCUGCCGCCGUCCGUGGUGCCCGCCGGCCAGAGUCUGACCAAGAUCGAGACGCUGCGUCUGGCCAUCCGCUACAUCGGCCACCUGUCGGCCGUGCUGGGCCUCAGCGAGGAGAGUCUACAGCGCCGGCGCCUGCAGCGCGGGGAAGCGGUAUCCCCUCGGGGUUGCCCGAUGUGCCCAGACGGCGGCCCCGCGCAAGUGCAGUCGCAGACGCAGAGGGAGGAGUUGGAGCUGGGGCAGGGGCAGGGGCAGGGGCGCGGGCGGGUAGUCCGCGCCAGGGCGUCCUGGGGUUCCUCGUCCGCCUGCCCCGGAGCCCGAGCGGCGCCCGAACGCCUGGGGAGCGGGGUUCACGACGCGAAUCCCUGGGCGACACCCCCUUACUGCCCCAAGGUACAGUCGCCCCCGUAUUCGUCCCAAGGGACAACCUCCAACGCUUCUCUUUGGACGCCACCCCAAAGCUGUCCCUGGACUCAGUCGUCCCCAGAGCCCCGGAACCCGCCAGCGCCCUGGACAACGCCCCCAGCAACCCUGGAGCUGGCCGCAGUGUACCAGGGUCUCUCUGUGUCUCCAGAGUCCUGUCUGUCGCUGGGAACUCCAUCUCUCCUGCCCCGCCCAUCCUGCCAGAGACUGCAGCCUCAGACCCCCUGGGGGUGCUGGAGCCACAGUACAGAGGUGCUGCCCACCUCGGAGGACCAGGGACCGGGUGCUGCCUUCCAGCUCAGUGAAGCGAGCCCUCCCCAGAGCUCAGCCCUGCGGUUCAGUGGCUGCCCUGAACUUUGGCAAGAAGAUCUGGAGGGGGCCCGCCUCAGCAUCUUCUACUAAACAGCCUCAGCUUCCCUCUUUCCAUCCGGGAAUCAGGGCUGUAGUGUGGCUCCCUCCUCGUUUCGUACUUCAGUGGCUUUUCAUACUUUCCUUUAGCCAAGCCUCCCUUUUUUCAAGUGAUGUCUUGCAGGGAAGCAGUGUUUGAAAUAGAUAGUGGGCAUCUUCCCUGGAUGGAGUCAGGGUGGGGGCAGUGUCUUCCACGGCUAGACACCCCUAGAAUGCCUGGCACUCUGCAGAGCACAGGCUGAGCUGCACUAAAAAGGGGUCUCCUUUACCCCGAAGGCAGCCGGGCUGGGACAGGUGGGAGAAUGGGUGUGGGAGGCAUGCCCCAUGCUCUGCUUCUUGGUGACAUUGGCCUGAGCCCUAUAUGCUGUGAUUUUUUUGUACUUAAAAAGAAAAAACACAACAGAA